UUGUGCUCGAGUUUUCUAGGCACUUGGUUCAUGCUUAAAAGCAUCCUGGCAUCAACUCGUUGGAAAACUAUUUCUAAAGCUUAUUCAUCUGCCAUCACUACUAUCGCAAUGGAACAACAACCUGUCACUAAGCAAAAGCUGUCUGGUUACGACUUUUUCCGGUCUAUCGGAUCCCCAAAGCACAUUGUCGCUCCCAUGGUCGACCAGUCGGAGCAUGCCUGGCGCAUUCUUAGCCGUCGCUACAACUCUCACUUGUGCUUCACUCCCAUGUUUCAUGCAAGGCUCUUCAGUGACCCCGACAAUGGCCACAAGUAUAGACAGGAGCAGUGGAGCACGGACAAUGAAGACCGGCCCUUGGUCGUUCAGUUUUGCGCAAACGACCCACAGAUUUUGUUGAGAGCAGCCAAGCUGGUAGAGAACGACUGCGACGCUGUGGACUUGAAUUUGGGGUGCCCUCAGCACAUCGCUCGCAAAGGAAAAUACGGUUCUUACUUGCAAGACGAGUGGGAUUUGAUCAAGGAGAUGGUGUCUCUUUUGCACCGUGAGCUAGCUAUUCCAGUUACUGUGAAGAUCCGAGUUUUCCCCACUUUGGAGCGCACUUUGGAAUACGCAAAGAUGAUCGAAGCUGCUGGAGCUCAGAUGUUGACGGUCCAUGGACGUUUGAGAGAGCAAAAGGGUCAUAACACUGGGUUGGCUGAUUGGGAUAAAAUCAAGGCCGUCAAGGAAGCCCUCAAGAUUCCAGUGAUUGCCAAUGGCAAUAUUUUGUAUUAUGAAGACGUACAGCGAUGCUUAGAACACACUGGAUGCGACGGCGUCAUGAGUGCUGAAGGAAAUCUUUACAAUCCAGCUAUUUUCACCCCUCGCGACAUGCCACCCGCUGUUUGGGAAAUGGCUCAAGAAUACCUGGACAUUUGCAAAACCAACCCUACUCGAGUCAGCGUCAUGAAGGCCCAUUUGUUCAAACUCCUUCAGCCUAGUCUUCCUGUUCACACCGAUUUACGCACCGAGCUUGCCAAGGCUGGCAGUUUGGACACGCUCGUCUCCAUUGUCGAUCGUCUGAAGGAACGUUUGCAGAAGGAUCAGGAGGACAUCGGCGAAGAAGAGCUCAAUGGAGCAUCGGAUGAAAAUGGUAUACGUAAAUAUGGUCAUUGGCGAUGCCAACCUUACUUCCGCCCUACCCUGCCUUCUGACCAUGGCAAAGCCAAGGGCGAACAGAGGAAGCGGGAAAAGGAAGAAGCGCUCAAGGCACAGCCAGUCCCUACAUUGGACGAGAACGAUCACGUUGAUAAGAAGCAACGUCAAAACGACGAAGAAACCGCCUGUUGCUAGAUUACGCUGAACCCAUAAUUUUUUACUUGGUUCUACUAGAUUUUUUACUUAUCCAUUUUGCCCCCCAUUUACCCUUCCGUUCCUCUGUUACUCUUUCACAACCAAACCUGCUUGCACAUAUAAAAAAUUUGCUUUUUUUGAUUCUAAUGCCAUUGUGAAGAAUUUAUAUAAAGAAACCAAGAUAGUGCGUUUCCUACAUUAUGGAAUUUAUUGGUUGUUUUCGUUGUUGUUGUUGCUGCCAGCAUUGCCACCACCGUUAGGUCCACCCAUUGUAUCCAUGAACUGACGUGCU
Molecule: messenger RNA, 1621 nt
Organism: Umbelopsis ramanniana AG
Lineage: Eukaryota; Fungi; Mucoromycota; Umbelopsidomycetes; Umbelopsidales; Umbelopsidaceae
Exons: 2
Coding region: 31-1329 (432 amino acids)
Biological process (GO): tRNA processing
Molecular function (GO): tRNA dihydrouridine synthase activity; flavin adenine dinucleotide binding
Source: RefSeq, a predicted model, not a curated record